This is a messenger RNA of Cyclopterus lumpus (lumpfish), 1794 nucleotides long. RefSeq names its product UPF0500 protein C1orf216 homolog. The coding region runs from base 223 to 1344 and encodes 373 amino acids. NCBI's taxonomy places the organism in Eukaryota, Metazoa, Chordata, Actinopteri, Perciformes, Cyclopteridae. The transcript is spliced from 2 exons. The record is from RefSeq and is a predicted model, not a curated record.
AGGAAGAGGAAGAGGAAAAUAAACAUCACAUAUGAGGCUCGAAGGGGGAGGAGGAGGGGGAGGGGCAGUGUCCAGCUUCUCCACGGAACCAGCAGCAGAAGAAGAAGAAAAAUAAAAGGUAAGAAAACACUGCAGCGCGGUGCUAACGGGGCCGCGCGGCUGUGUGCGUCGGUCACUCGACUUUUAGCCGAUGAAAGGAAGGCGCGAGGACACGGCACAGACAUGGGCGAGGCUCAGUCGACGUCAGCGAUGCUUCACCAUCGGGACCAACCUCUGAACUCGGCCUACGGAGGCAAAGGAGGCUCCAGCGAGGGCUCCUCCUCCUCGCUGCGAAACAGGAAGUGUGACAAAGACGGCAACUUCAACUUCCUCCCGGGCAAAGACAACGAGGGCACCGCAGGGGGAGGGGACGAGAACCGAAACCCGGUGCGUCCCCGCAACUUGGGCCCGCUGGGCCGCGACCCACCGAACUCCUCCUCCUCCUCCUCUUCCUCUUCGUACUCCGCCUAUCACCACAACCCGGGGCUUCUGUCGCCGCGCUCCCGCCUGCCCUGCUGGAGCCGCCUGGAGCCCCUGCCAGAAAUCGAGUGCGGGGAUGACGGCUACGGCCGAGUGCCCCCCGAGGGAGCGGAGGAAGGCCGGCUGCAGGAGGAGGAGAGGAGGGUGAUGAUGAGCCACGUCGAGGAGAUGAAGAUGGAGACGCAGAGGAGGAAGAGCAGCAUGGGGAGGGAGGAAGAGGAAGACCUGGCGUUGCAGGAGGACGAAGACGAAUGGGGCGACAGCGACUCCGAGUCUGAGGUCAGCAACCGGUCCGGCGGCAGCGUGUCCUCCAUCACCAUGGACAGCGGUGGCGAAGGGAUGCUCAUGGGAGGCUGGGACCGCAUCGGGGUCGGGGAACCCAAAUCUAACCCCCAGGAGUGCGACCCGAGCAAAAACGGCAACCGAGAGCCAGCUGGGGGACGCCGGAGCCUGGGCCGCAAGUCGCUGACGGGGAGCAACCUGGGAAACCUUCUGGAGGAAGGCGGCGAGGACGAGGGCGCCGACAGGUCCUCGGACUCGGAAGGCGAGAUGCCCGAGCUGGUGGACGCUGUGUGGACGCUGCGAGACCGCGAGCGCUUCAAGGCCCAGGAGAUGGAGAAGCACCAGGUGCAGCUGACCAUGUACCGCCGUCUGGCGCUGAUCCGCUGGGUCCGCACCCUGCAGGGCCGCAUCCAGGAGCAGCAGAACCGCCUGCAGUCCAGCUUCGACGUCAUCCUCACGCAGAGGAAGGAGCUGCUGCGCAUGGGCGCCGCUGCCACCGUGGCCAACUCCGCGGCCCCCGUUGCCGUUGCCAGCCAAUCGUAGAGCGAGAGAGAGAGAGACAUGGGAGGAUCUGAAACAGGAAGUGGUUUCGUUUGCCAUUCUGAAGACAUUUCGCCUGAUUUAAAAAAAAACAUUUUUUAAAACAAGUCUCCCAUCGUCUUGUCAGACGUCUUUAAACUUCACACUCAUGUUGCUGAUUGUAAUGAUUUUCUUUUUCCUGGCGACCGGAGCAUCAAUAAGUGUAUCAAUCCCAAAAACCGGAACACUUAAUCGUGAGAUUAAUAUGCUUGUAUCUAAAAAAGAAUAUUCCGUCUGUACGCUGUUCUCGUUUGUCUUGACCUGUGCGUGAAGAAAAAAAACACUGUACCAAAAAAAAUAAGAGAAUAUUGUGUCGAUGUAACUGUUUGAGACGAUUUGUACUCUGAGGUCAUGCUGUGUAUAUAGAGAGAGAUGAAAGGUAAAGUCAAAGAAUAAAGCUAUAUGAUAUAUACG